This is a messenger RNA of Puntigrus tetrazona (Sumatra barb), 1238 nucleotides long. RefSeq names its product serine/threonine-protein kinase pim-3-like. Lineage: Eukaryota; Metazoa; Chordata; Actinopteri; Cypriniformes; Cyprinidae. The transcript is spliced from 8 exons. Gene Ontology annotation, biological process: negative regulation of apoptotic process; regulation of mitotic cell cycle; protein autophosphorylation. Gene Ontology annotation, molecular function: ATP binding; protein serine/threonine kinase activity. The coding region runs from base 1 to 762 and encodes 253 amino acids. Gene Ontology annotation, cellular component: cytoplasm. The record is from RefSeq and is a predicted model, not a curated record.
AUGGAAAAAACAGGGGAAAAUAACACAACACUUCCUCAACAGGCUCUGAGUCGCAUGAGGAAAUUCUCGCGAUACUCCCCGGAAAGGAGUUUGGAGGAGGUCGUCAAUGGUUCACUCGGACGAAAGACGAGGUCGCCAUCAAAUACGUUUGCAAAAGCAGGGGCGCCUGAGACGCUGAACGUGGAGGUGGCGUUGAUGACCCUGGUCAGUUCGGCUCCUGCCUGCCCAAACGUCCUGCAGCUGCUGGAGUGGUUCGACCAUCGCAGACGCUACACCAUGAUCCUGGAGCGUCCCGUUCCUUGCCAAGAUCUCCAGAGUUUCUGCGAGGAGAACGGAUGUCUGGAGGAGACUCUGGCCAAGAAAGUCCUGCUCCAGCUGAUCACGGCGCUGAAACACUGCAAGAGCCGCGGAGUCCUGCACCGGGACGUCAAACCGGAGAAUCUGCUGAUCUCCACUGAGUCCCACGACAUCAAGCUGAUGGACUUCGGCUGUGGAGAUCUGCUGCGAGACUCGGCCUACAGACACUUUGCAGGCACUCUUCAAUACGCCCCUCCUGAGUGGUUUCGGCAGCAUCUCUAUCAUGCAGGACCGGCUACGGUUUGGUCGGUCGGAGUGACGCUCUACAGCAUCCUGUGCGGCUGUUUCCCCUUCAGAGGAGCACGGAAGGACACCUCCAGAAGAAGACUGCUUUUCCCUAGACAGCUGUCUAGAGGCAAGAGACAGACGUCACGUCCAGAUCCAGAAAGGAGGCGACAGAUGUGAAAGACACCGCUGAGAUGGUGAAGGAGGCCUUGCAGCAGGCUGAGCGCAGACUCGGAGCUAAAACCUUCGGCUGCUGAAGUUGGAAAGCGAUGUAGCUUUGCUGAAAGAAAAGGCACUCAACACCUCCACCAGCGCCAACAGCACAGAGAAAGAGACGGACAGCAUCAAGCAGCUCAAAAAGGAUCUGGAUUCAGAGCUGAAGGACAAGUACAGUAGUGUCGAGGAGCUGAUCACACAGAAAGCAGAAGGAGUGGCAGAGGCCAAGAAAAGAGCAGAGAAACUCCAACAGGAAGCCAAAACUCUGCUGCUACAGGCCAGCGACAAACUCCAGCUGCUAAAAAAUCUUGAGAAGAACUAUGAUGAAAAUCAGAAGCUGCUGGAGGACAAGGCCAAUGAACUGGUGGAUCUGGAGAAGGCCAGAUUAAAAAAUAAAAUAAUAGAAAUGUGAUUUUUAAAAACGUUUUUGUUUACAGAUA